Molecule: messenger RNA, 1380 nt
Organism: Periconia digitata
Lineage: Eukaryota; Fungi; Ascomycota; Dothideomycetes; Pleosporales; Periconiaceae
Source: the annotation of a GenBank genome assembly
AUGCGUUUAAAGCCCGGGAGGCCCCCACUGCUGCUAACGACACUCCACCCCCUUCUUCACCAUCGAGUCCCGUAUUCCAGCGUUGAGCAAGGCCUGUUUGAUCGUCCUCUUCACCGUCUUCGAUCCUUCUUCGCAAGCAAACGGCCUUCUGUCAGUCCAACGACCGGCUGUACUGAGAUUAUUGCAGGGGUAACACUCUCAAUACACAGCAACCGGAAUCGUUCAAAUGCCUUUUACUAUGUUUCCUCUAAUUUCAAAUCUCCAUACGAGGUGCCAAUUCGCCCGGUCGACUUUGAGUCAUCCACCAAUUUCGCCGCCUACAAGCGAAACUCACACUCUCUCUCACAACACACUGACCACCAGUCUAUACCAAGCUCCCUUCUUGAAGCUCUACAGAAGGCUAUUCGCGGAGAAAUCCAGCCUCGGACACCCACGCAGCCGCUUAGUUCUACUGUCGAACUUGGCAUCAGCGGACUUGUUUCCCGGUUGAACAAAGCAUUCCCUCUUGAUCACCAUACUCGCGUAGCGCCAACCCCAGCUCAACCCGAGGAAUCAACUGUUAUUAAUUGCCAGCGUAUUUUUGCUGCCGCCGACAACCUCGCUGAGCUUAAAGCUAUCGCUAUUCAGCUAGAUAUUCAAAUCGCAAAAAUCGUCAAACCCCAAACCGACACUAUGGCUGGUAGACUCCCCGCUCUCAGUACUUCGGACUUGCCCCCAGCAUCUGUUCAGGAAGCUGCAACGACCGCAUCCCCUGCUCGAGGCUCUGCUAUGUUGAACAACAUCUUUAAGCAAGUGCGUGUUCCCGAAUUUCGCUUCAAGUGGCAAUUCUGGGCGGAAAAGGGCCAGCAAGCUACGCCUGCGGUCAAAUCAGCCACUGCCGGCGCUGAGGAGUACGCUUCCCGCCCCAAGCAGCUCGGCGACCCCAUCAUUUCCAUCAAAGGAUUCUAUGAGCACUUCAACAACAUCCCCAUCGACAAUUUGAAGUUGCGAGACUCGAUCCACCUCUUCCACACGGGUGUGAAGCCGCUUUGGGAGGACCCUAGGAACACGCGUGGUGGUGCUUGGUACUUUCGUAUCAGCAAGGAGAACGCUGCUGCGUUCUGGCACGAGAUCUGUCUGCUGGCUGUUGGCGACGUUCUCCAGCAUGCCGUGGAGACAAAACGAGAUGCGUUCAACGACGACAUCUGCGGCGUGACCUACAGUGUGCGAUGGAACGCUGUUCAAGUGGCCGUAUGGACUCGAGAUGCCAGCAAUGAGGCUGGUAAAGAGAAGCUAUUGGAAACCAUUCUCGAGAAGCUCUCCAGUGAGCUGGUGCCCAAGAAGGAUGCAUGCUGGUACAAGGCGCACGCUGCCCAUAAAGGCUUUGCUGCCCCCUCUUAG